Messenger RNA from Chaetomium fimeti, 862 nucleotides. RefSeq lists its product as uncharacterized. The coding region runs from base 241 to 711 and encodes 156 amino acids. The transcript has a single exon. The record is from RefSeq and is a predicted model, not a curated record. Lineage: Eukaryota; Fungi; Ascomycota; Sordariomycetes; Sordariales; Chaetomiaceae.
GAUUGUUACACGUUGGAUACAGGACACCACAUGGAACGAUGUUGUUCAAGUUCGGGGCAGGUUGGUUAUCAACGAGAAACAAAGAGCUUCCCUUACAGCACAGCGGUUAUUACAGAAUACAUUCCCCCGAGGUAUAAAAGCGCGCCUCAGCCGUCCUCUAAGUAUUCAAUCCAAACGCACCGUUUUCCUCCGUUACUUUCCCAUACGAAACACACUCCAAAUUUACAGUAACAUCGAAUCAUGAACGUGAACCAUCACGCCAGCAAGGCUAAUGGACGGUUAUCUUCCGGGCCCGGAGGAGCCCACACUCCUGUCUGCGGUUGUUGCUUGGCAUACCAGGCGGUGAAGGCGAGGGAAAGGGUCCGACAGACUUUGGUGACGGUACAGAACCACAUGGCCACUCUCGGACGCUCGCCCGUUAAGUCAAAGUUUGAAGAGAUAAUACUCCAGCUCGCUGACGUGUGUAUCCGGUACGAAAACGCCGAAAGGUUGCUUGUCCAGACGGCCGAAAGCGGAGACUCUAACGAACGCAAACAAGCAAUACUAGGGCUUGUCGGGACUAUGAUUGCAACAGCAGGGAAGCAAUUGGAUUUGUUGAUUAGGACCUUCGCCGGUACCGUUGCGGAACAGAAAAGCAACAAUAACAAGUAUCUGACUGUGCCAUAUUGCUUCGUAUGCCACAGUAAGGGUGAAGCGAAGCUGCUGUGUUAGCCACAACGCCACCGCAUGCAAGAUUAUGCACGAUAAUGCGGUCGAAACUGUGGCAUCCAAUCGCUCCUCUGAGAACUCUGGAGGGAAACCCUUGUAAAUGAAACGAAGCGUUCCUUCUUCGCUUCCUCAAUGUACAUUGUACAUCUCAGAG